Molecule: messenger RNA, 1551 nt
Organism: Lachancea meyersii CBS 8951
Lineage: Eukaryota; Fungi; Ascomycota; Saccharomycetes; Saccharomycetales; Saccharomycetaceae
Source: the annotation of a GenBank genome assembly
AUGAAGCAUUCGUCGUCGUCGGUGUCGGUGUCGGUGGUCGGGCUUGUGAUCACAGCGAUCGUGGUGAUUCGACUGCUGCUGGUCGGGAACAGCAGCAUUGUUGUGCGAUGUGCGUGGCCGCCAGUGAUCGUUUUCAAAUCUUACGUGCCGUCGUUCGAAGACGUGCCAAACGUGCAGUACUACGACCUGCGAAACUACAACGGGAAACCAGACGGGUGGCAGCGUGGAGACCGCGUGCUGUUCACGGUGCCGCUUAGGGACGCAGCCGAGCACUUGCCAAUGUUUUUCGACCACAUGGCGCAGACGUCGUAUCCGCACAAUCUGAUCGAUCUCUCGUUUUUGGUCAGCGACAGCUCGGACGACACAAUGGGCGUGUUGCUGGCCCACUUGCAAAAAGCACAAUCGCAGUCGGACCGCAGCAAACGGUUCGGCAACAUCGAGAUCUACGAAAAGGAUUUCGGCCAGAUCAUCGGCCAGUCGUUUUCGGACCGCCACGGGUUUGCAGCACAGGGUCCCAGACGGAAACUGAUGGGCCGGGCCCGUAAUUGGCUGGGAUCCGUAGCGCUCAAACCUUACCACUCGUGGGUGUACUGGCGUGAUGUGGACGUGCAAACCAUCCCUCGCACCAUCUUGGAAGACCUCAUGCACCACGACAAGGACGUGAUCGUGCCCAACGUGUGGCGUCCCUUGCCGGACUGGCUGGGCAACAUCCAGCCCUACGAUCUCAACUCGUGGCAAGAGUCCGAAGGUGGCCUGCAAUUGGCCGAUUCGCUCGACGAGGACGCCGUCAUUGUCGAGGGCUACCCUGAGUAUGCUACGUGGCGUACGCAUUUGGCUUACAUGCGGGACCCCUCGGGCAACCCUGAAGACGAGAUGGAACUAGACGGUAUCGGAGGUGUGUCCAUCUUGAGCAAAGCCAAAGUUUUCCGCGCGGGUUCGCACUUCCCGGCUUUUUCGUUCGAAAAACAUGCUGAAACCGAAGCGUUUGGGAAAUUGUCGCGUAGACUCGGGUACAGUGUCAUCGGGCUGCCGCACUAUGUGAUUUGGCACAUUUACGAACCUUCCACCGACGAUCUCAAACAUAUGGCCUGGAUGGCCGAAGAAGAGAAACGUAAAAUUGAAGAAAACAAGAUUCGCGAAUUUUACGAUCGCGUUUGGCAAGUGGCUUUCGACGACGUUCGAGACGAAUGGGAGAUGGAAAGGCUUCAAGUUUUGAAGAAUGUCGAUCCGGGCUCCCUCAACCGUCACGUUACCGUCGACUGGGACGGUAUCGAUGACGAUUACGCCGAUGAAGUGGCCGAAAAAGCGCAAGAGGAUAAAGGCAAACAGGGCGCUGAGGCCGAAGGUGGAAAGAAAGACGAGGAAGAUACCACUGAAAAGGGCCAAAACCAGGACUCCAAGGGCGACGAUACCAAUAACGAUGACUCCAAGGCCGAAAAGGAGAAGGUCGCGGACGGUAAUGAGCCUGCUGAAGACAAAGAAGCUGGGUCUAAAAAACCCAAAAAGAACCCCGAUGAUGUCGAGCAGCUUGAGUUCGAUCCAGAUAACUGA